Molecule: messenger RNA, 819 nt
Organism: Naumovozyma castellii
Lineage: Eukaryota; Fungi; Ascomycota; Saccharomycetes; Saccharomycetales; Saccharomycetaceae
Gene: SHB17
Product: sedoheptulose-bisphosphatase
Exons: 1
Coding region: 1-819 (272 amino acids)
Source: RefSeq, a predicted model, not a curated record
AUGGGUGUAGUUACUCCAAGAUGUAUUAUUGUGAGACAUGGUCAAACCGCAUGGUCCAAAUCAGGCCAAUAUACAGGUUCCACCGAUAUUCCAUUGACUGAAUUCGGUGUGCAACAAAUGUUGAAGACUGGUGAGUCAUUGUUUAGAAACAAUCAAUUCUUGAACCCUGAUCAUAUUACUUAUAUCUUCACGUCUCCAAGAACUCGUGCUAGACAGACUAUCGAAUUGGUGUUGAAGCCAUUAACCGAGGAACAAAGAUCCAAGAUUAGAGUCAUUGUGGAUGAAGAUAUUAGAGAAUGGGAAUACGGUGAUUAUGAAGGGUUAUUGACUCAUGAAAUCAUCAAGUUGAGAAAAUCAAGAGGGUUAGACGUGGAAAAGCCAUGGAAUAUCUGGAGAGAUGGUUGUGAAAAUGGUGAGACUACUCAAGAAUUUGGGUUGAGAUUAUCUAGAGCCAUUGCCAGAAUUCAAAAUUUACAUAGAAAGCAUCAAAAGGAAGGUAUUCCCUCUGACAUUAUGGUUUUUGCGCACGGACAUGCAUUACGUUAUUUUGCAGCCCUUUGGUUCAAGUUAGGUGUUGAGAAGAAGUGUGAAGAGGAUUGGGAGUUGAGUGAUUUGGAAUCUUAUGAAGAUGAAACAGUUCCAUAUGUUAAAUUGGAGAAAUAUAGACAUUUGAUUGAUAAUCCAAAUUUCUUAUUGGAUGCCGGUGGUAUUGGUGUUCUUUCAUACUCUCAUCAUAAUAUUGAUGAACCUGCACUUGCUCUUGCAGGGCCUUACUUGACUCCAGCAGAAGAGGAAUCAUAUCACGAACCGGGAAACUAG